Messenger RNA from Macrosteles quadrilineatus (aster leafhopper), 4806 nucleotides. RefSeq names its product tyrosine-protein kinase Btk29A (gene Btk29A). The record is from RefSeq and is a predicted model, not a curated record. Gene Ontology annotation, biological process: peptidyl-tyrosine autophosphorylation; intracellular signal transduction. The transcript has 18 exons. Bases 146 to 2158 code for a protein of 670 amino acids. Gene Ontology annotation, molecular function: non-membrane spanning protein tyrosine kinase activity; protein binding; ATP binding. NCBI's taxonomy places the organism in Eukaryota, Metazoa, Arthropoda, Insecta, Hemiptera, Cicadellidae.
GUCAUGUUGUUGAGAAGAUGAAAGGUGAAUUAAUUUGGCAACUUUUGAGUUCAGAUGCACUUAUUUAAGUUAUAUCCGCUCAUGGAAAUCAAAUGGUUUCUUUUGCCCUAUCGAUUUUAGUGCGCUUUAUUUGAUAUCCAUUAAAAUGGCUGGGAAAGAUGCAGACACUGUUGUCAAACAAGGUUUUAUGGUAAAACGAUCUCAGAAUAAGAAAAGAUUCACUCCUGUAAACUUCAAACAACGAUGGUUUGUUCUGACAAAGCGUCAUUUGAUAUACUACGAUUCAGAUACAGAGGCUGGCGCACCAGGUAUAGGCUGCUUAGACCCUCUACACCAGUUAAUAAGGAGGCGCAAGGAGAAGGGUCGUAUCCUGCUGUCGUCUGUGAGGGUGGUUGAGCCAGCUGUCAUCAGUGUUCCUACAGGCUCUAGUCCGGAGCUUGACAACGACUCUGUCAAUAAUUCUACUCAGUCAUUGGCUGGCGCUCCACUUCAGGUGGGAUACAAAGACCAAGGCCAGGAGUACACACUCUAUCUUGUUGCUGCUAGAGACCAAGACAGAGAUGACUGGAUCAAUGCUUUGCGCUCUGUGUGCUGUGACAACGGUUGUCUGAGUGACAGGUAUCACGUAGGGUUGUGGAACGGCAAACGCUGGACGUGUUGUCGCGUGUCCACACGCUCUGCCACCGGUUGCGACCAGGCCUCGGUCUGGGCCUCCAGCACUGACAAACCUGACAGCAUCAUAUCUCAAAUCGGAGCCCCGUCCACCCCAGUCAUGCCUGGUGGAACGCCCGCCCUCAAGACCAAGCAAGAUCAGAUGGUCAGGACCAAGGUCGUGGUGGCUCUGUAUCCAUUCAAGGCGAUCGAAGGAGGCGACCUGUCUUUAGAAAAAGGUGCUGAGUACGAGGUACUAGAUGACUCACAGGAGCAUUGGUGGAAAGUGAAGGAUGAUAAUGGAUCCAUUGGUUACAUUCCAAGCAAUUAUGUUAAAGAAAAAGAACUUUUAGGCCUACAAAAAUAUGAAUGGUACGUGGGGGACAUGUCCAGACAAAGAGCCGAGUCAUUGCUCAAACAAGAAGACAAAGAAGGCUGCUUUGUCGUCAGAAAUUCCUCCACUAAAGGCCUCUACACCCUCUCUUUAUACACUAAAGUUCCACACCCUCAUGUUAAGCAUUACCACAUAAAGCAGAACUCGCGAGGGGAUUUCUUCCUGUCAGAGAAGCACUGCUGUACCACCAUCCCUGACCUGGUGAACUACCACCGGCACAACAGCGGGGGGUUGGCCAGUAGACUCAAGACAUCACCUUGUGAUAGACCAGUGCCAGCCACUGCAGGCCUCAGUCAUGACAAGUGGGAGAUAGACCCUGCGGAACUGAUGUUGCUGGAAGAGCUGGGCUCUGGACAGUUUGGUGUUGUGCGGCGAGGCAAGUGGCGGGGCUCCAUUGAUACUGCAGUCAAGAUGAUGAAGGAGGGAACCAUGUCUGAGGAUGAUUUCAUUGAAGAGGCUAAAGUUAUGACGAAAUUGCAGCAUCAAAACCUAGUACAGCUGUAUGGAGUGUGUAGCAAACAUAGGCCAAUAUAUAUAGUAACGGAAUACAUGAGGCACGGAUCACUACUUAACUACCUCAGAAGACACGAGACUACAUUGAGCUCCAACGUUGGCCUCCUGCUAGAUAUGUGCAUACAGGUUUGUAAAGGUAUGGCCUAUCUGGAAAGGCACAACUACAUCCACAGAGAUCUAGCGGCUAGAAACUGCUUGGUCGGCUCAGAAAACGUUGUCAAAGUUGCUGAUUUUGGCUUAGCAAGGUACGUGCUUGACGACCAAUACACCAGUUCAGGUGGGACCAAGUUUCCUAUUAAGUGGGCUCCACCAGAAGUUCUCAACUAUACGAGGUUCUCCUCCAAGUCUGAUGUUUGGGCUUACGGUGUUUUAAUGUGGGAAGUAUUUACAUGUGGGAAAAUGCCUUAUGGUCGACUUAAAAACACCGAGGUAGUGGAUAGGGUUCAACGUGGCAUCAUUCUGGAGAAGCCGAAGAACUGUUUCAAAGAAGUUUAUGAGAUUAUGCGUCAGUGUUGGUGUCAUAACCCCGAGGAUAGACCAUCGUUCCGCACACUCAAGGACCAGUUGUCCGUGGUAUCUCAGGGUCUGUUGGCUGAUUGACUCGCCCUACUACAUGCUCUCGUGCCCUGCCCUCUUUGUGCUCUGCUGUCCCUCCAGUAGCAAUGUUAGCUACUAGUUAAACUUCUAUCAUCAUUAGUCCCAGAUGUGUGAACCAAACCAUUUCAUUCGUGAUGCACCAUUAUCAAAUACUUAUAUUCUUACAACUAUGUAGUAACUUCAGGAUUGGGCGACAGUGGAAUAUUUGGUUCAGACUUCUGUUGACUAAUGCUUUUAAACAUCUUAUCCUUCAGCAGCCUUUUGAAUUGUUGUUUUGCGCCUUUUGACAGACUAAUAGGUAAUAACUUUUAUAGUUGGUAUUUUUAUAACCCUACAGACGUAACAAUCCUAAGCAAUUAAAGAUUUGCCCCAUUACAAUUUAUUGUAUUUUCUUUAUCAUGAAGCAAUACAAUUUUAAACAUUCUCAAGAAAUUGUUCUGUCUAAAAAGAAACAGCUGAUCUUAAUCAGUAACAAAGCUACACAAACUUUGAAUUGUCUCAAUUCAUCACUAACCUUGCAUUCACUUUCUGCUUAAAAUUUUGCACAUAGGUGUUUAUUGCUGCCUUAAUGAAGUAAAUUGCCACGAUUUUAAUUUCAAUUUCCCUAAGACCAUAUUUUAGUUCGUUGCUGUAUGGCUUUUUGUACCGUGCAGUAUUUUUCGGUCUAAAUUAAAAUCACCAAAAUUGGAGUUUCAAGAGAAAAUACAGGAGUUGUAUUAUUUUGAUAUAAUUUGACAACAUUUAUUCCUGUAACAUACCAGCUGGUUUUUGUACCUUUUAGUUUGUCAAAAGCUGUUUUCCCAAAGCUGCUAAUCCAGAACUAUUAGUUUGGAUAUCUCGUUAAAUGGUAAUUUUAAAAUGUGUCCAGUAAAUAGAUCUGGCCUUGUGAUAUAUUUAUUAAGUUAAUGUGUAUAUUUUCCAACCUCUUUGAAGUGACUUUUGAGCACAAAACUUUUAAAUAAAAGUAUGUUGAUUUUUUUUAUAGAUAAAUAUCACAAUAAACAUUAAUUUUACAUAAAUAUAAAUUUUAUUAUGUUUGGUUGUGGCAUCAGCAGUUUUCUGUCUUUGCUGUAGUAUAUUCAAUAAUUUGGUUUUUGCAUCAACGGAAUGAUCGUACAUAAUAAUGUAACAAUCACUGCCUUUCUGACACAACAAUUGUUUGUGUUUAUAUGGUAAAGGCUUGUUAAAUAAUAAUUAUGAAAUUUACUUUUUUUAAGUUAUUAAUAAUUCAGAUCAGGCUGAUAAGAAACUACUACAAACCGCAAUGGUUUUCUUUCAACUUGUCUAUUAAACUCCAUCUUUUAUUUAAUUAAACUCUUUGUAUACUUUUAAUCCGUUUCUUCCCACUUAUUUCACUUCAUUGUACUUAAUACUUUAAUAGUUAAGUAAUUAGUCAUUAUUUUGAGCUUUAUGCUUCGAGUUAAACCUAAUAUUUCUCAUCAGUUGAGUGAUUUACUUUUUUUUUAUUUAGUCCAAUUUUUUUAUGUCUAAGAAGUAAAAUCUCUUAGUUUACACUUGCACAGCCACAACUCAAAAAUAAAACCAGGAUUGAAAUAGUCAUGCAGGUUUUUUUAAUAAGUUUUAAUUUUUUGUUUGUUUUAAAUAGGCCUAUAUAUUUCUUAGGUGGGAGGAUGAUGUAUUUGUAAAACAGAAAUUGGCAUUUGUAACUCUUAUUACAAGGAUAUGUAGUUCCUAAUAUGUCUAGUAAUACUUCCAGCAUCGAGCCUAUGAAUGUGUUUUACAGUUUUUGUCUCAUGAGUACUAUGAAAUAGGUACACAAAUGUCAUAUUUUGCAGUUUCUUAUUUAAAUUGUUGGAUUGGAUCAUAAAACAUAAGUAGGCAAUGGAGUGUUGUAAAAAGGUAAAAUGAAGUGAUAGAAACCAUAAGUAAUAGAUAUCUAUUGAUUAUUGAUCAUUCAUAAAGAGAUGUUCUAGAGUCAAUAUAGUGGUAGAAGGUCUAAGUCAUAGGAAGGAUAAACUUAGGCAAACCUUAGGCACUCAUCAUAAGUUCAUGUCAACCUUGCUUAUCAAACUGAGAAAAACUGCUGUCUGACAAGACUAGGGUUUGGUCUGUUACUUUGCAAUAAACGUAAAAAAUGCCAACAUCAUAACAAACUCGAAAGAAUACAUUUUUCAUGCAGCACAAACAUCCAUAUUUUAUACAUGAGUUGCAGGUCUAAAGUUGCUCUUUUCCCCCUAGGGAGUAAAAAUAAGCUGUUGUAAACUGUGAUUGUAAGUAAUCCCAUAGGAUUUGAUACAUAUAUCAAAAGUAUGUAUAGAUUGUUUUCAUAGGUUUUAGCAUUCUGUUGUAUUAUUGUCAAUAUUUCGACAUUUCAAUAGUACACUUACACAUAAUUGGCAAAAUCUAUCUAUAUACUUAUUUCAUACGCAAGCAGGAUUUUGUGACAAUUACUCCUCCAAAACUACUGAACCAAUUGACAUGUUUUUGGUGUCAUUGAAAAGAGCGUAACUUGAAGCUGUGCAGGAAACUUUCUUUUUAGGGAAAUAAUUAGAGAGUGAGGCCCCCCGGGCCCUUUAAAGUUUUGUAUUUCUCCAUAAGAUUAACAUGCGAAACAAAAAUUGUUAUGAAACUCCAGCUGUUGUCAGAAAUUAAAAGUGAGAAGAAGAACAUAUGUUAAUAAUUGUAAACAG